Molecule: messenger RNA, 3349 nt
Organism: Choloepus didactylus (southern two-toed sloth)
Lineage: Eukaryota; Metazoa; Chordata; Mammalia; Pilosa; Megalonychidae
Gene: NCDN
Product: neurochondrin
Exons: 9
Coding region: 135-2357 (740 amino acids)
Biological process (GO): regulation of neuronal synaptic plasticity; neuron projection development
Cellular component (GO): dendrite
Source: RefSeq, a predicted model, not a curated record
AGGCUGGAGCUUGGAGUGGGCAACGCGGCGUGAGCAGCAGCCCCAGGCACCCGAAGCAUCGCUCUCGAAGAAGAUCUCGCUGCUCGGGGCCGCAGCCUGUGUGAUCUCAUCGCUGCCCUGUCGUGACUUCAUCAAUGUCGUGUUGUGACCUGGCUGCGGUGGGACAGGUCCAGCCCUUGCAAGGGGCUCCCCUGAGGGAGUUGGGCAAGGCGGGCACCAUGGCCUCGGAUUGCGAGCCAGCUCUGAACCAGGCAGAGGGCAGAAACUCCACCCUGGAGCGCUACCUGGGAGCCCUCCGAGAGGCCAAGAAUGACAGCGAGCAGUUUGCAGCCUUGCUGCUAGUGACCAAGGCAGUCAAAGCAGGUGACAUCGAUGCCAAAACUCGGCGGCGAAUCUUUGAUGCCGUUGGCUUCACCUUCCCCAAUCGUCUCCUGACCACCAAGGAGGCGCCAGAUGGCUGCCCUGACCAUGUUCUCCGGGCCCUUGGCGUGGCCUUGCUGGCCUGCUUCUGCAGUGACCCUGAGCUGGCCGCACAUCCUCAGGUCCUGAACAAGAUCCCCAUCCUUAACACUUUCCUCACAGCCCGGGGGGACCCUGACGAUGCUGCCCGCCGCUCCAUGAUCGAUGACACCUACCAGUGCCUGACAGCUAUGGCAGGCACACCCCGUGGGCCCCGGCACCUCAUUACUGGUGGCACCGUGUCUGUCCUGUGUCAGGCAUACCUUGGGCACGGCUAUGGUUUUGACCAGGCCCUGGCACUCCUGGUGGGGCUGCUGGCGGCUGCCGAGACCCAGUGCUGGAAGGAGGCGGAGCCCGACCUACUGGCUGUGUUGCGGGGCCUCAGUGAGGAUUUCCAGAAAGCCGAAGAUGCCAGCAAGUUUGAGCUCUGCCAGCUACUGCCCCUCUUUUUGCCCCCAACAACCGUGCCCCCUGAAUGCCUCCGGGAUCUGCAAGCCGGACUGGCACGCAUCCUGGGCAGCAAGUUGAGCUCCUGGCAGCGCAACCCUGCACUGAAGCUGGCAGCCCGCCUGGCACACGCCUGUGGCUCCGACUGGAUCCCAGCAGGCAGCUCUGGGAGCAAAUUCCUGGCCCUGCUGGUGAAUCUGGCAUGUGUGGAGGUGCGGCUAGCACUGGAGGAGACAGGCACAGAGGUAAAAGAGGACGUGGUAACUGCCUGCUAUGCCCUCAUGGAGUUGGGGAUCCAGGAGUGCACCCGCUGUGAGCAGUCACUGCUUAAGGAGCCACAGAAGGUGCAGCUCGUGAGCGUCAUGAAGGAGGCCAUUGGGGCUGUCAUCCACUACCUUCAACAGGUGGGGCCAGAGAAGCAGAAGGAGCCGUUUGUGUUUGCCUCGGUACGGAUCCUGGGUGCCUGGCUGGCCGAGGAGACUUCAUCCCUGCGUAAGGAGGUUUGCCAGCUGCUGCCCUUCCUCGUCCGCUAUGCCAAGAGCCUCUACGAGGAGACCGAGGAAACCAAUGACCUCUCCCAGCAGGUGGCCACCCUGGCCAUCUCCCCCACCACCCCAGGGCCCAACUGGCCAGAGGAUGCUCUGCGGCUCCUUCUGCCCGGCUGGUGCCACCUGACAGUUGAAGAUGGGCCCCGGGAGAUCCUGAUCAAGGAGGGAGCCCCUUCACUUCUGUGCAAGUAUUUCCUGCAGCAGUGGGAACUCACAUCCCCUGGCCAUGAUACCUCAGUGCUGCCCGACAGUGUGGAAAUCGGCCUGCAGACCUGCUGCCACAUCUUCCUCAACCUCGUGGUCACUGCACCCGGGCUGAUCAAGCGUGAUGCCUGCUUCACAUCUCUUAUGAACACCCUGAUGACAUCUUUGCCUGCACUAGUGCAGCAACAGGGGAGGCUGCUUCUGGCUGCCAAUGUUGCCACCCUGGGUCUCCUCAUGGCCCGGCUCCUUAGCACCUCUCCAGCUCUUCAGGGAACACCAGCAUCCCGAGGUUUCUUCGCAGCUGCCAUCCUCUUCCUUUCGCAGUCUCAUGUGGCACGGGCCACACCUGGCUCAGACCAGGCAGUGCUGGCCCUGGCCCCUGACUACGAGGGCAUCUGGGCUGACCUGCAGGAGCUCUGGUUCCUGGGCAUGCAGGCCUUCACAGGCUGCGUGCCCCUGCUGCCCUGGCUGGCCCCUGCUGCCCUGCGCUCCCGCUGGCCGCAAGAGCUGCUCCAGCUGCUAGGCAGUGUCAGUCCUAACUCCGUCAAGCCCGAGAUGGUGGCCGCCUAUCAGGGUGUCCUGGUGGAGCUAGCUCGGGCCAACCGGCUGUGCCGGGAGGCCAUGAGGCUGCAGGCGGGUGAGGAGACAGCCAGCCACUAUCGCAUGGCCGCCCUGGAGCAGUGCCUGUCAGAGCCCUGAAGGGGUAUCCACUGGGGACAGACCGGGGCGGGCAGCGAGGGAAGGAGGGAGGAGACAUCUUCCCUGAAGCCCCCAACUGGAUCCACCUCCCCCAGACUCCCCCCCACCCCAAACUCUCCAGCUUUUCUGGCUUUUUCGAGGACAAGGGCUUGGCGCCCACCCCUCAAGUGUAAGGAACUGCGUCCCGCUCCCCACCCACAGGCCCUGAAGGGGGCAGGGAUCAGCUUGGAAAUCAAAGUGGCUGGCCCCGCCAGGCUGGGGAAGGUUGGAGCAGCCCCCAGGGAGGGGAUACUAAGUAUCAUUGUGCCAGAUGUCUGGCUCCCCAGCACGAGGGAGACCCCAGGGUGGGACAGGGCUGGCAGGAGCUGACCGCCUCAGCCCAUGUGCCCUGCCGGCCAGGGCGUGGGCUCCCCUAGGCUGCAGUGCCCCCUUGGCUCCCCAGGUCCCACGUCCUUCAGAUUGGCCCUUUGGCUCUUGCCCUUGGCUCCCUUGGGCAGAGAGCAGGCUCAGGCCAUUGACAUCAUAGUUCUUCCUAGCAACUUCAGUGGCCCAGGGUCUGAAAUGCCCCCAUCCUUCCAGAGAAGCAGGGCAGAAAGGCCUGGGUGGGGGUGUGGAAACCUUCCUCCUGAGCUUCCUUGAUGGGACACAGGAAUCCUUGGGCCCUGGUCUCCAGGCUUUUGUGUUGUGUUACAGCAGCGUGGUGAUAGGGGUCGGGGGGUUAUUUAUUUUGCCUGUCCUUACCCCUGCGUGGACACCUGAGUGUCUGAUCCCAGUCCUCCUGGUGCCAUGUGGCCUGGCUGGAGCCAGGAAUGGGAGGGACACUUCCCUAGAAACUGCAUGUUUCCCCAGUGAUCACACCCCUUCACCACCGUGGUGCCUGGCUUAAACCCCCACCCCUGCUUAUGACUCCUCUCUGCAGAGAAACGCGACUGGCGGCUCCAGCAGGGACUACCUUUCUUAUGAACCUAGGGGGAACCCCCCCCCCACACACA